Messenger RNA from Penaeus monodon (black tiger shrimp), 15541 nucleotides. RefSeq lists its product as uncharacterized. Gene Ontology annotation, cellular component: nucleus. Gene Ontology annotation, molecular function: RNA binding; RNA polymerase II cis-regulatory region sequence-specific DNA binding; DNA-binding transcription activator activity, RNA polymerase II-specific. The record is from RefSeq and is a predicted model, not a curated record. Gene Ontology annotation, biological process: regulation of transcription by RNA polymerase II. The coding region runs from base 39 to 13430 and encodes 4463 amino acids. NCBI's taxonomy places the organism in Eukaryota, Metazoa, Arthropoda, Malacostraca, Decapoda, Penaeidae. The transcript is spliced from 25 exons.
GACCAUCAGAGGAUGAAAGUCAUUCAUCAUCUGGUGCCAUGUUGGAUAAAAGGGGCUCAUUAAGAACUCACUCUGGAAGUUGGAGGGAUGAGGUUCGAGCAAGGGGAGAUUCUUUCUUCUCACAUAAAACCUCUAGUGAGAGUUCAUUCCCAAGACUUUCAGGCCUAGGUCAAGAAGAUGCAACUACUAGAACUUCUUUUCAGCCUAAUGAGGUAAGGGAUCAUAGUCACAGUGGUAGUGCUAGUAGUUUUCAAGAACAGGUACAUUGGAGAGUAAGUAGUUCUCAGUCGAGUACUUCUCACAGCACAGGUUUUCCACAAACUUACCCUCAGAGAGGAAAGCAGCCAGAUGUGCCAGAUACACCCAUGUCACCAGAUGAGUCGUCUUCCCAUGGCUUUUUUUCAACAGACACACCACAGUCCCCUGAUAUGGAUGCCUCUUUUAGCCCUGUUCCUGCAGCAGAUGAAACCACCCCUGUCAAGACUAUUCCACUUGAAAGUAUUAGUCAGGCAGGUGUGGAUUUGGAAAAUAUUAAAAAAGCCCUUGCACAAAUACGUGCACAGACCAGUUCUAGUUCUAGUUCUGGCCCAUCUUACCGGUACGAGGACUUUGUAGGUCCUGCAGGAAAGUCAAAUUCAGAGGAUGAGCCUUAUGAUCCAGAAGAAGUGUGGAAUAACCAAGAUGCUGAGGCAAAUAAAAUACGAAGGCCAGUUGUUAGUACACCUCAGGUGCCUGUGAUUUCUGGUCGCUCUGAUACUGAUCUGCGGCAGAUUCAUCGCAGUUUGCUACCACUACCUCAUACCUAUCAGGCUAGACCACUUGGAAAUGAAAGCGUGAAAAGUGGGGGAAGAGUUGGGCCACAAGCACCAUUUGUCCAGAAAAUACCAGAAUCUGGAAAGAUGGCAACAAACACCAUUGGUUCAAUACCUUUACCACACAGACAGGCUAACAGUAGUCAGCCCAUGGUAAGCCAAGGAAACCAGUCUUUAGGGACCAAUCUAGUUGCAACUUCUGGUGUUGGUUUCUAUAAAGAUACUAGCAAUGUUAGGCCUUUAGAUCCCCGAAGCAGAGAAAGCAGUGGGGAUAUUGAUAUGCGAGUUUCACAGCCACCCUUACCAAAAACACAACCUGCACUUCCAAGAACUCAGCCACCAUUGCCUAUAUCUCACCUGCCACCCCCACCUUUGCCUAAAACAUUAGAUCCACCAGUAUCAGAAGGUGAUGUCAAUUUGCUCAAAUCCAGUCAGCCACCAUUACCAAGUUCACCACCCUUACCAACUAAACCUAUCCAACCACCUUUACCAAAAACUCAGCCUCCAUUGCCAAAGUCACCUCCACCGCAAUCAUUAAGUCCCUUUGCAUCAGCUAAAGAUGAUAGUGAAGGACAGAAAAGAUUAGAUAGUAUUCGUGCACGACUUGCACAUGGUGCUGGAGAAUUCAUUAAGCCAGGACAAAGAGGGGUGGCUGCUUCUCAGAUGGAAAAAUACAAGUUGAAGAGGCAGUUAAGUGGUUCAAGAGAUACAAAACCAUCACACACCUCACCUUUGACAAAAGAGUAUUCAGGGAAAACUGAUUCACAAGCAAAGGGAAAAGAGCCUGUGUCAGUUCUUGAUAUACUUUUACCAGAAAAUUCGACAAGUGUAGAAUCAACAGAAGACAUUGCAAAAGAUUCACAGCCUACACAGGAAUCCUCAGCAAGAGACCCACGAUUUAAACCACAGCAGGAACCACAACCUGCAAAGGACAAAAUCACAAGCUUAUCUCAUGCUCGAGAUCCAAGGUUAUCAACAACUUCCUCAUCAUCAGUUACAAGAGAUCCAAGGCAGCAGAUGAAUAGAGAUCCAAGGCAAGAUACUGGAGUCUUCCCAGGAAGAGAAAAUAGGGGUGAUAUUAAUAGAUUUUCUUCAAAUAUAGUAAGAGAUCCUCGACAAGAUUCAGCCAAAUAUGCUCCUGUUGGUCCUCAACUGCCUCGAGAUCCAAGGCAGGAGGCGGGUAGAUUUACACCAGGAGCACCAACUGGAGGUUGGGAUUCCAGACAUGAGUCUAAUCAAUAUCCAGUUCCAGUAUCAGGAAUUAGAGGGCAUUCUGGUUUCCCUAAUCCACCAGUAGCUGCAAACAGACUUGAACCUGGCUCUUUUACUGGAGUUACUAAUGCAGGGCCCAGAGAUCCUCGGCAAGAGACCAGAGCUUUCCCAAAUGUGUCCUUACCGCAAUAUAGAGAUCCACGAAUGGCAUCUAGAGUUGAAAGGCCUCCAGGUGCUAUGUGGAAUCAACAACCUACUCCACCACCACCAGCUCCAAUGAGCUUUACUCCAGUUCCAAGCUCAAGUGGACCAGUUGUUAAUAAUGACCUUGUAGAUCCUAGUCCUACCCAAUCUGCAAGUGGUUCAUUGAUUGGCCAGACUUUUACCUGUCUAAUGAUGCGGGGGUUACCCCCUUUUGUUCAUUCCAAUCACAUAUAUCGUUUCUUUUCUGAUUAUAUAUUGAGAGAUAUGUCACUAGAGCUAGAUAACCAUUAUAAUUGUAAAGGGACAGCCUAUAUUCAUUUUCCUAGUCAUGCUAGUGCUCGAGAAGCUCUAGAACAAAUGAAUGGGCAGCUUUUAAAUGGCUAUCCAAUAUCUCUCAGGAUAUGUACUGUUGGAAUCUUGCGACAAGCUAAGAAUAUGUAUGAACAGCUGAAUAGGGAUAGAGAAGCCCAGCUUGGUAUUCCUGAAAGACCAAGAGGAAAUGGAAAUCCAUUCUUCAAGCCAAAACCAAAAGAACCAAAAGAACCUGCAGCCAAACCAGUGACACCCACCUCUAAUGUACCUUCUCCAGCUGCUACUGAAAAACCUUCUGUAGCUGAUACACAAGUCUCUGAACCUGUUAAUUCUGAGAGUGUUGGGUCCUCUGUGCAGUAUUCAGAAUUGUGUGGAGUUAAAGUUACUCCUAAAACAUCAGUUGGAAAGUCAAACUUCAAGAUUCCAAAGAUAAAGAAAGCCGUGCCAGAAACAAAAUCAUCUAAGAAUGAGACAGACUCAAGCAAGGAAGGCACUGAGAAGAAAAGCAAAGAACACGAUAAAAAAUCUGCUGGUCGAAUUAAAGCUUCCUCUAAAUCAGCUGCCGAAGACUCAUCAGACUCAGAUGAAUUAAUUAAACGUAAAACUCUAACAAAAAAGAGCAGAAAAUUCAAGAAGAUAAUAAUUGAGUCAGAUACAGAUUCUGAUAUAGAAGACACAAAGAAAGCCCCUCAGAAGGAGACUACAAAAUCAGGUUCUAGUUUGAAAAAUCAUGCUGUAGAUGAAGAUGAUGAUGAUGAUGAAUGUUUCAUGGUUAUUGAUGAGACUGUUGUUUCUGACACAGAAGAGACUGAAGACUCAGAAGUAAAUUCUUUGACAACAGAUGAUUCUAGUAGUCAGUCAAGAAGUACCAAAACAAAGGAACAGAAGCAGACAAAAGUAAAGAAGACUAGAGGUCGUGCUACAAAAGCAAAACCAAAGAAAAAGAUGGUUGAAACAAAGAAAGGCAAGAAGAAAGGACAGUUAAAGAAGGAUCCAGUUCCUAGGAAAGGAAGGGGCAAAAAAGCUGUUGACAAACUUCAAGACAAUACAUUUAAAUCAGAACUUGACUUGCAUUCUGCUGUUGGAAUGAAACUAACCCGUCAGACUCAGGGUGAACUAGAAGAAUUAAUUAAAGAAAAAACAAAGCUGAAGGUAGUCAUCCCAGUACCACAUAGAUAUGUUGUUAAUAUUUUCGAUGAUGAUAAGUUGAAGAAGCGGGGUGGCAGAAGACAGACUGCUGAAGUUCAUUCUACUGUUGCUGUAGCAGCCAAAGAGCCAGAAAUGCCUGCAUUGUUGGAAAAGAAAGUAAAAGCUGUUGAAAAAGUUACAUUAGAUGUAUCUGCUAUGGUUGAGAAAUCGAAUAUGGAGCAAUCAGAGAUCUUAAAUUACCGACAAAUAAAAGCAAAGAUUUUCCAAAAAACAUUGCAUGUUCUUGCAAUACCAACAGCUAGAAAAGGAAAGAAAAGAACUCUUUCACAUACUGGAAAUAGUGGAGAUAACAAAAGACAGAAAUUUGGGUCUUUUGGUUUUAGUAAAGGACAACCAAAAGAUGAUAGUAAUAUCAGCAAAGAAACUGGAAAAAGGCAUAGAACUACACCAUCAAAAGGUCGGCCAACAAAGAAGUCAAAGUUAGACUCCAGUGCAGAAAAACAGUCCACACCUGAAGCUGCAGGAAACUGGAACAAAGUACUCACAACUACAGAUUUGUUUGACAGUAACACAUCCUCAGAUGAUUUACCUGAUUUGACUCAAAUAACACCAAGUUUGUUAGAUGUUGAUCCAACAAUCACCAGUGCUCUGCCAGAUGCAACUGUCUUGGCAAGUGUUCUCAGUCCCCCACAUGUUACAAGUCAGACUUCUGAAGGCAGUUUCCUGAGUGGAGUUGACUCUGAUGGUGAUAGUUCCCCUGGGAAGCUACAGAUUGUUGAAAGUGAUCAGAUAAGUAAGGAUUACCAGCUUUUGGAUGAGAUAAUCAGAAAUGAUAGUAAAGAUAAAGAAAAAGACACAGUGGAAGAAAUGAUUGUUCAAAAUGCAGAAAAGGGAAAAGUUGAUGCAAAACCAAAUCAGGAUGAUGCACAAAAUGUAAGUAGUGAAUCUAAAGUAGAUAGUAUAAACAACAGUGAGCAAGAAAAAGUUGGAGAUAUAUUUGAUCAAGUCAAAAAUAGUUCUACUGCAGUUGAUGGUAAUCAUAAAAGACAAGAUAGUUCUUCAAGCAAUACAAGUUUGAUUAGAAAUACAGAUGGUGAGGAAGAAAAAGAGGGUUUACAUCUAUGCUUGUCAGAGGGAGGGAAUGAUGAGACUUUAGGACAUAAUGAAGAAAUUGAUGAAGGUGAUGAUACUGCAAGUGUUGGCAUGGUGAGCACUAGCAGCUUGGUUGAUGAUGCAUCUAUUAUCUCCAGUGAAGGCCGAGAGUUAAAAACUCCAGACUCUGGGGCAUCAAGAAAGACCAAGAGAUCAAAAAUGGUGCAUAUACCCCCAGAGUUGAGACGGGUAACCAGGGGAUCUGUAGUGGAACCUCUAUUCAUAGAAGUGAUUGAGUGGGAUGAUGGAGGUGUAGUUGAUUUGUUCCAGUGUGACCUUUGUGAUUAUGUGGGCAGGCAUAUGGCCUAUCAUUUGGUCAAUUUCCACAUUGAAAGAGAAAUGCCAUGUGAAUUCAAGAAAGAAGAUUUUCCCCCAGUGAUUAAGGACCAUGUAGGACCACCAAAAGUUCCAGAAGACAAGAAAGAUAUAUCACUAGAUUUGUCAUGGAUACCAACAAGUAUGACAUUUGAGAAAAGUGUGACCUGUAAUGAGUGUGAUUAUAUAUCAAACAGUCGGUUUGACUUAGUUUACCAUGUAUUGGAACACAAACCCAUGGCAGCACAUUGUGUAUAUCACUGCCGUCUGUGUAAUUAUAUGUCCGAACACUUAGAGCAUUUUUACAACCAUGUAAGUAGUCAUACUGGAGAAUACAGAUACAGAUGUGAUCUUUGUGGUGAGAGAACAUACAAAAAAUCCCUAUUACUAGCACAUCAUAAAGAAUGUCAUCAUAAUCAACUUGAAAAGUUUUCCAUAUCAGAAAUGGUUCUAGAAGAUGGUUGGCCAUAUAUUCAUGUAUGUAAAACUUGUAUGUUUGUCAGAAUAUCUCAGAAGGCAGCAGAAGAACAUGUACAAAAUCGCCAUAAUGGAAAAGCAGAUAUUCACAAAGCAAACAUGACUAGACCUGUUAUUUUAUAUUCAGAACAAUGGAAAUCAAAGGGAGAGAUGGAAAACAUUGGUCCACGUGGAAAGCCAAAGGGAAGGAAGAGGAAGAAAGGCAAACGAGGUCCAGAUUUAGAAGUGUUUGUAGGGGAGGGAGGUGAAGAUGAAAUGGAGGAAGAAAUAGAAGUAAAGGCAAAACAACUGGUUGAUAGAAUAGCAUCUAAUAUUCACACAACUACAUCAACUGAAGAAGCUAUAAAGAGAAUGUCUUUACUAAACUCAAUAAGUAAAAAAUUAGAUGAAGAGGAGGAGGAGGAACAGGAGGAGAUAUCAGCAAAUAUAGGGACAUCAGUCCAAGUGACCUCUAGCAUUACAUCACCUCCACCAUCUUCCAUAUCACCAGCUUCACAAGAAAUAACAUCAGUGACAACAGAAGCAGGGACAGAAGGAGCAGGAUCAGCAACAGAAGGCAAAUCUAAGGACAGGGGUUUUCAAGAUGCAUCAGAAUCUGAAGUGAACACUACCAGUUUAGAAAAUCAAGAGUCACCAGAAAAAAGUUCCUUUACAGAUAGUGCAGUUGAAAAGGAUGGGGAAGAUGCAGUUAUGGAGGAAGAUGGAAACUUUGGAGAUAAUUCAGAGAGUGAUAGUGAAUCGACUGUGAGUGCUUUAGACCCAGAUAUCUUUGAAGAUUUGUCAUCAGGGAAAACAGGAUCAUUGCAGGAAACAAUUAGGAAGCUCUCAGCAACUUUAGGAGAGAUUGCCAAAGGAAAGCAAAAACCAGCAGAGCAGGUAGUGAAAGAGCCAGGUGUGAAAGAGCCAGGCAUGAAAGAGCCAGGUGUAAAAGAGCCAGGUGUGAAAGAGCCAGGCGUGAAAGAGCUAGAUGUGAAAGAGCCAGAUGCAAAAGAGCCUGAGGGAAAAGAGUCGGUGCAGAAAAUUGAACGUAGGGGCUCUGGAGACACCCAUGAUAGUGAUUCUGAUGUUUUAGUGAUUUGUGAAGAUGAAGAUGCGGAUGGUCGAGAAGAAGCACCAAAUUCAGAGCAACAUAGCCAGCCAGAGAAAAAGUCAAAUCUGGAAGAGAAUACUGAAACUAAAAGACCCACAAUUGCUGUAUCAGUUCCCACCAGUACCUCGGAAGAGCAGGAGACAAAGAAAAUGCCUAAAGUUGAGAAUCCGUCCAGCACAUCAGCUCUUGGAUAUGAGAUAUUCUUCCAAGGUUUUCCUUGCUCCAUCAGCAACUUUGUUGAGCUCCAAUACACUUAUACUCUUUUAAAAAUGUUUCACACCCAUCCCCCAAAAUCAGUUGUGGUUUGGCAGGCAUUUGAAAGUGAAGGCAACAUGAAUUCAUGUGCAAUUCAUUGUUCUCAUGACACAUCCCCAUCAGCAAAAGUAUUUAGAUGUGCAGUCACCAAUUGUGGAUAUACCAGCAUCAAGCAUACAGAUCUCAUUAACCACAUCAUCUCUGCUCAUGGACCUUAUAAAUGCAUUGCUUCAGGCUGCACUUUUGUAACACAGUCCCGGGAAUUAUUCAGUAUGCAUCUAACAACGCUACAUCCCAAGCUAAAUUUCCUUGUGUGUCCAUUCCUCUGUCAGAAUAUUUUCUAUAAAUGCUCUGAUCUUGUGGACCACCUCACAGAACAGCAUGCAACCGUUGAGGUCACAAAUGAGAGCCAGGGGGCAAUCAGCACAGAAGCGGAGACUCUUAGGAAGGAUUCAGAUGACCCAGGAUUUUUACGCAUUGAAAGUGUGGCCACCUUAGAUCCCACAGCAGCUUCUCAGAUGUUUGGUGAUGAUUAUAAAGUACCUCCAGAAGCAGCAGCCCUUGGUCUCCCUUUGAAUUUUGCCAGCCCAAUGGGAAAAGAAGGAAAGCCAUUACCUGGACUUGCAUCUAGCUCAGUGGACAGUCCCCAUUCUCCAGUUUCUGAUAAAGUCCCCCCAACUACUCAGGGCACUGAUAACAAUGACCUGCUCAAAGUAGACCCUUCUUCCACCUCAGGCCUCGGGCUUGAUGUACCCAAGGUAGAGUCCUCCACUUCUGGGAUGAGGCAAAGUGUUUCUGGCUCAGAUGAGCCACAAUUGCCAUCAGAGAUUGCCUUGAAGCAGACGAAACUUGUUGGAAAGCCAUCUGUUGUGACACUGGAUGAAGAUGAGGAAGAAGGCUCAGAGGUUUGUUGGAAUGGGAGGCCACAGAAGCCCCCACCUGGAUUGGCUACUCUACCUAAGUUUCCUCCAACAGUGCCUGUGCCAAGUGUUUUUGAAGCAUAUCAACCAAUGAAUAUUUUCCGGAUCCUGAUAACCAAACUUGCGCCAGAAGUUUUCAAGUGCAUGCAUCCUGGAUGUGUCUUUGUAGAUGAUGACCCUGAGGCUUUCCAAGAGCACAUUGAAUUACAUGGUGAAAAUUUCAGAUGUUGUUAUUGUCUGAUAGUAAUGGACACUUCGAAAAAGCUGGUACAGCACGUUAUAACGGAACACAGUCAUUGCCAGUUUCAGUGCAAAUAUUGCCUGUAUCGGGCAUUCACUAAAAUCUACAUGGGUGUUCACCUGAAAAAUUUCCAUCCCGAUGUCGAGCCACGGUACAUCAAAGUAGGUACAAUUCAGUCCCAGCAUCCACCAAAUCCUCCAAUUGACCAGUUUGUUCGGCCAUACAAGUGUAGCUACAAAGAUUGUCAGUAUCGCACAGUUGAUGCAGAAGCAUUCAGAACCCAUGUUGUUGGCAACCAUGGUCAGUUUGCUGUGCUUAGCUGUGAUUUCUGCCACAAACAUCUUCAUGUUCAACCUUUGAUAUAUCAUAUGCGAGAACACCAAAUGAACGAGUACCAGUGCCCAUACUGCCUACAUGGAGAUGCCGAAAAGGAGCGCCUACUCAAUCACCUUCUCAACUGUCAUCCUGGACGUCCAGGGAAGGUACUUCUCCGUAAACAGAUAACCACCUCUAGUGCAGGUGGUCCAAAUGUAAACAUAACGGAUAUCAGUGGUCCACCACCUCCAUCAUCGUCUCUUCCUCAAGAUCCAAGCAACAAAGGUGACAAGAAGCAUAAUACGAAGCCAGAUGGGAAGCCUUCAGAGAGCAAUCCAGAUGGUGCUGGAAAUGCAUCACCAACACCGGGAGCCAUGAAGGAAAGACCGCAGAGUCCAUGGAAUGUUGAAGGAAGGAGAAUGUCAAGAAGCUUAUCUCGGGAAUUGGAUAGCAAAGUAGAAAAUGCUGCUAAACAAGGUGAAGGAGAUGCUUUAAAUAGGAGUUCAGGCAGCAACAGUGAGGAAGGCCUUACAUCUCCAAGCACUGAGAAAACAGGAUUAAGCAGUCAUGCUCUCUACCGUUGCGGUAAUGAAGGUUGCGAGUACUCCAGUGCAACUCAGGUUCAUUUACGGGAGCAUCUCCAAGUGUGCAACUUUGCCCUAGACUCGACCGUACUAAAGUGUCAUCAUUGUGGGAAACAGUGCCGACACUUAAGUACUCUUUUUGAGCAUCUUCGGGUCCAUGGGCCAAAGAGGUAUCGCUGUGGAGUGGCAGGUUGUGAUUAUAAAGCAACCAUGGUCCAUUACUUCAAAAAUCACAUGAAACAGAUCCAUAAAUGUUCAGGUUUUAAGCAGGUCUUGAAGGACCCAAAGAUUAAAGAUCCAGAAACACAGGAGUACAUUGUGUAUCCUAAAGAUGCAGUACCACCUACUAAGGAAUUCCACAGGAAACGAAAGAAUGAAUAUGCCAUUGAAGAUAUUGGCCGAAUUCCCAAGGCACAUGUCUCAUAUCAAGAUCUGAAAUGCUACUAUUGUCAUUUUGUUUCUAAAGUGAGGUUAAAUUUAAUAAAGCAUAUUAAAUUACAUGAAAAAUACCCAGAAGGUAUCCCCAAGAGGUUAGUCAUAGGUGAAGGUGAAACAAGUCCAAUCCCAACAAAACAACCCAUCAACCCAGUGCCGUGCUUGGAACGGAAGGAACUCAUGUUCGAUAAGAUGAUGAACCUGGCAGGUAGCAGCUUUGAAGCUAAGAAGAAGAAAGAGGAUAUAGAUAUGAGAACUAAGAAUCCCAUUCCAACAGAGGAGUAUGAAAAGUUGCCCAAGUAUGUCCCUGAUGAAAGGUUGCAUUCGUGUGGUAUUGAUGGAUGCAACUACUUGUCUUGUGAUGACAUGAUGUUGAAGUAUCACAUUCGCACUCUGCAUGCUGAUAUUACAUCGUUCCCUUGUCCACACUGUACUGAUAUAACAAUAACAGUUGAAAAAAUAAGCUCCCACUUCAAGCUGCAUGGAGACAGGCUUUACAGGUGUGGAUGGUGCACGUAUAUAUCCUACCGAAGAAAUGUUGUCGAACGCCACAUGAAAGAAAAACAUCCGACUAAGAAGGCCUUUGAUUUUGUUAUCCGAGAGCCAGACGAAGCAGAUGGUCAAAAGAAACAAGAGGAAAAAAUAUCAGAGGAACCUGCAGCACCAGCUGUUCCUCAAGUUCCUCAAGACCCACAGUGGCAAUGUGGAUUGUGCAAGUUCUGUUCAGUUACACAGCAGGAGAUGGUAAACCACACAAGCCUUAAGCAUGCUAUCAAAAGUCAGUAUAAAUGUGGCUACUGCAAUGUCAGGUCAUCAGUACGAGCCAGCUUCGAUGCUCAUUUUGCAGCAAAACAUCUUUACCAACCAUUUAGGGUGUUGUGCAUGUAUUAUCGGAUAGAUUCAGAAGAUAUUGAACCCAUUAGUCAGGGUAAUGGACAACAUUCUCAUGAACCCUUGUGGAAACGUAAUGAUCCUGAACGUAUUCGACACAUCCGCGGUAUUUUGAUAGACGACGAUCCAGAGACUAGAAAGACAUUAUUAAAGCAGACAGGUACAGGAAAACCAGACAAAGGCGAGUUUGUGUGCCCCAUGUGUCGGUCAUUCAAGACAUCUUGUGUUGCAACGUUCAGGUCACAUCUUUGUCGAGAAGCUGACUAUCUCAGAUAUGAAUGCGCAGAGUGUGGUGUAAGCAAUGCACUGCUUCCUAGUUUACAGCGUCAUUUCACAAAAAUGCAUCACAAACCGUUUACCCAAGAAAGCUAUGUUAACCUACCAGUGGAGGAUGAUAAAGAAAAUUGGGUUGAAGGUGUGAUCAGCCAUCAGGAACAGCUAAUCAAAUGUUGGCCUGAAAAGGCUGGACUUGAGCCAUCAGAGCAACCAGGAGCAGGGACAGCACACCAACCAGCCCCAGCAAAGGCUUCCACAUCAAGACGUUCCUCAGCCAGUUCUGUAUCAAGUGCACCUUCAAGUGAGGGUUCCUCUCAGCAAGGUGUUGUGCUGCACGACUCUGGUAGUGAACGCGGACGAUUCGUCUGUGAUACUUGUGGGUCUGAAUGCCGCUCAGCUGCAGGACUGAAGAGUCACACCACAGCCAUGCACCAGGCCAGGUUCAAGUGCCAUUACUGUCCCUUUGCCAGCAACACUGAAGAUGCAGUAAAGCAGCAUUGCACUGUCAAACAUCCAAAGUUACAGAGUGAAGUGAUUGAUGUUUCACAGCGUUUAAGGCCUCAGAAGACUGAGGACACUGAUCCUGCUGAAGUAGAUAAUGCUGUUAAAGAAGAUUCCUCAGGUUGUAUCCUCCCAAUAAAGGAGGAAGAAAAGGGAGAUACAUCAGAUGAGAAGAUUAAUACUAAAGAGUCAGAGUCCUUAGAAGUUGUUACAGACAAGGGCGAUAAACCUACUGAAGAAAAGGGGAAAACUGAGGGGGGAGAUACUCCUGAGGUAACAAAGACUCAUAAGUGUCCAUUCUGUCCAUUUGUAAGCAACACCACAUCAGGCCUGGGCCACCAUAAACGCACGAAACAUGCUGAUAGAAGACUCUUUAUGUGUCUUCAUUGCAAUGCCCGUUUCAACAACUCCUUUGAUGUUGUACGUCAUAAUAAAUGGAAGCACUCACACCUUAAACCUCAGUUUACUCACCUCCAGGAAGAGCAUGCAGGUAGUGAGACUCCUAAAACAGAGGGGGAUGCUACAAGUGCAGACAGUAGUGACAGUUCAUUAACAACAGUCAUAAAAGACCCCACAUCAUCUGCAAGUGGUGGGAGCUCACCACAGUGGCCACCUGGCCCCAAGUCAAAGAAGGGUAAAGCCAAAAAAUCAUUCCCAAAUGCAAAGUUGUUGUUAAAAGUUCCUGCAGGAAAACCUGCAGCAGAAGCAAAGGUGGAUAGUAUUCAACCAGUUUCAGUAGUCAGUAAUAGUGAGCCGCAGGUGACAUACUCCUGUUGUCAUUGCAACCAGCAGUCUAAUAAAAUUGCAAUGGAAGAGCACAUGAAAAAGCAACACAGGGAUCUUCCAUAUCAAGUUCGAAGGGAGGAGGGAGACAAAGUCUUCACGGAAGUUCAUGUUUACAAAUGCAUUCAUUGUGUUGUAGAAAGCAUAUCCCUAGCACAAGCAAUGGAUCACUGGAUUCAGAAUCAUGCUUUGCUUGAUUUUAAAUUCCAAAUGGUCUUGAGGCAUUGUGGAGAAGUGUCAAACCAGGUUGUUACGAGUACGACUGAAGACCCUCCACAGACCCCCUUGGUUGAUGAGGUAAAAGAUUCUGUUACACCUGAAGCUGACACCAGCUCAAGUUCUGCUGCUGGGUCCAGUGCCAUCAUCAGCAGUAGCUCAGAGGAACAAAGUAGCAAAGCAUUGAAACCUCUGAAAAUAGCCAAGAGAAGAACAAGUGGCAAAGAAACAAAGUCUCCUAUGCAGUAUAACCUUGACAGUGAGGAUGAACAGAUUGAAGCAUCAGAAAGUGUUGAUGAGCCACUGGUUCAGACCAGCUCUGAGUUAGAUGAGGAUAGUUUUGUUUUCAAGUGUGGACUGUGCAAGAAAAGUAGUGCUAAAUUGGAGGAAUUGGAAGCUCACUUCAGUAAAAUCCACACUGAUAGGGAACUAAAAUAUAAGAAAAUGCGUAAAGAGGCAUUUGAACAGAUUUACAGAGCUGAAUAUGAGUGUGGCCACUGUGGGGAAAGGGGACGCCACAUUGUGUUGAAACGACACCACAAAACAGCUCAUCUGAAUCUGCCUUUUAAAGUUGUGCGGGUUAACCAAAAUAUAUACUACAGGUGUGAUGUAUGUUGCCAUGUUGUCAAGAACUUGCAGUCAAUGCGGUAUCACAUUCGACGUCAUCAUCCUGAAGCAGAUGAGUUUACAUUUUCCAAGUUGACUUUAGGAUCCCCAGUGAGGCCUCCAAUGAAGCAGCCAUUUAAGUGCAAUUAUUGUGGUGAUGUAGGAGAAACUCUUCAGGAAAUGCGCACUCACCAUGCAUUCCUUCAUUCACAUCUUGAGUGCAGCAUCACAAACUUAAUGGAUGAGGCUUUGUCAUCUGUUCACAGUCCCACACCUAGUCAUAGCUCAAAUGAAGUGAAAAAUCCGCCUCUAGUUCCUCUCCCAGUGAUAUCGAAGUGCAGCACCCCUCAGGUGACAGACAUUAGUAGUCCAGCUGCAGAUAUCAAAUCUCCAGUCAUCCCAGAAAUGAAAAAUACAGCUAGGAAGUCAAUAACAACUCUGAAAAAGCGACAUGUUGCUAUGAAAUCAACAUCAAAAUCACAACCAAGAGCAUCAACAAGCAGCAGUAGUGAUGAUGAAGGACAAAGUUGGUAUGGUAUUCCUCAGCCAUCAAUACAGAUGGAAAAUCUAUAUGCAUUUGUGAACCUUGGGGCAGGAGUUCCAGUGAGGCUUACUGUGCAGCGUUUGGGAAAGUUACUGGACUUGCAACCCAAAGUUGUGAUUUAUGAAGAUCAGUUGCAGUAAAAGAAUAUAUAAACACAUAAUAUUUUUUUAAAACAAGAGUGACAGUGUUUAUCCUUUGAUCUGUAUCAUCUAAGAAAAAGCACAUCUAAAACAUCAAAAAUAUAUUGUUUCUUCAAAUUGGCAAUUAUAUAAUUAAAUACAAUGAUAGGAAAUACAUUUUGAUUUCUAAUACAUGUAACUGUAUUGACCCAAACAUGGAAAAUUAAGAUGGCAUUUGAAUUCUGUAAAAAGUGUAACAUAAUUAAUGAUAGGUCCAUUGAUUUCAUACAAGACUGAAGUUUGAUGGUAUAAGAAUUUUGUUGAGAAAGUAAAAUUAAGUUAUCUGUUAAGGUAAUUAUCAGAUUUAUAUUCACAUAGAUUUUCCAGAAACUUUUUUGGUAUUUACAUGAUUCAGUAGAUAGAGAGGAAUGUUGUCACUUAAGAAGUACAAUAAAGCGUGUAUUUAUGAUAUCCUGUACGUAAUUCCACAAGCAAGUUAUUUGAUGGCAUGAAAUUAGUAAUUGCAUAUAAUUUGUGCUGAAAACAAAUAACCUAGUCUUCCUCUGAAUUACAAGAAAAUUUUGUUUCUGUGAUAAUGGCUUCUAUUUUCUGUUUGUAAUGUCACAUAGUUUCCAGAAUGGGAUAUGAAUAUAUGAUCACUUCAAGGUGACAUUGCACAGAAUUGUUAAAAAGGCUGUAAUUAGCCAUGAUAAAUACAUAUAUUUUUUAUUGUUAUUAUUAUUUUACCCCCAAUUAUGAAUAUCUGCUGCAAAUGCAGGAUUAGUUUAUUUGGUCAGGAGCCUGGUACAGCAAAUUUGAAUAAAACUAUACAGCUUGGAGUUUUCUGAUAAAGUAGACUUACAUUUGGAGGUUUACUUUUGGUGGAUGUAGUAAUUUUCUCUCAAAUAUUAUCAUAUACCUGUGCUCUCUCUCUCUCUCUCUCUCUCUCUCUCUCUCUCUCUCUCUCUCUCUCUCUCUCUCUCUCUCUCUCUCUCUCUCUCUCUCUCUCUCACACACACACACACACACACACACACACACACACACACACACACACACACACACACACACACACACACACACACACACACACACACACACACACACACACACACACACACAUUUAUCUUAAGAUUGCUGCCCAUAAGAUUUGUCCGGGAAUUGGUGGCCAGCAAGGCUUUAGCUUGUGACGACCGGUUUAUAAGGUCUACCAUGUAGGUAGGUCAGAAUGUGUUUGUGUUACCUCAGUAUGAGUUGACCAACAUUCUUAAAUCUCUGGCAUAUAUGUACUAAAAUGUGGAGGUACAAACGUUUUUUAAAAUUUCAUUUGAAGUUCCUAGUUGAUUUAAAUAAUCCAGUAUUUUUGUAGAUAUAAGUUGGGAAUGUGAGUAUUCUUUUUGUCAUACUAAAACUGUUCUAAGUUAUUUGAAUUCUGCAACUGAAGCUUUUUUUUAUCAGAUUUAAAAAGCUCAUAUACCUCAUUCCAUAAUACAUAUAUUGUUUUGUAUGCUAAAUAAUGCCCGAGUGUUAUAUUGUUUAAUAAGUCUUGUUAGUUGAGUGUGGUUAUGUUGUGUAAAUGAGAUUUUUUCCUGAUUUUUUCAUGUGUUAUAACUUAAAAGUACUUUAGUAAUGGAUGAAUAUAAGAAUUGAAGUAAAUCCCUUGAGAUUACUGCUCUCUGAAAGGUGCCUAUCAGCUGUACUAUUAGUGUAAUUAGUAUUAUUUUAGCAUUAGGGCACCUGAGCCUCGGAAUCUCAUGUCACUGCUUCUACAUUCUGGAGUGUCAUGAUUAAGCAAAGUGAGUUUGGUGGUGCAGACCUGUAGGUGUGAGAUUCAAGAGGUUCAGUGCAUUGAUUUGUAAAAUAGAGAACCACUGGAAUUCAAACUACUGCUCAUGUUGUACAUGUAAAUAAAUGAGUUUUGUGUAGAUGGCUACACACAAAUAUUUACUGUGACACCCGUGAAGCAAGUGCAACAUUUGUCCUUUUUUUCAUGAUACGAAAAUCAUUCCACUUCGUACCUUUAUCCAUACUCACCAAUGGCAGGAUUGUGCCAUUCUUUGUAGGCUGUUUAUUCACAUUAACUAUUUGUGUUUUUUGUAUAUAAAAUAAAAUUAUUUUAGUUGAACUUGUCA